CUCCUCCAACUCACCGCUAGUCUGAUUACGUCACAAGCUAGCUACACUUUAAAAAGCUGAACGUGUUUAUUGUGUCGCUUGUUUAAGGGACUGUGUUGUACAAUACGUCACUGGAGUGCUGUGUCGGUGUAACGUUAGCAGAAAAUUAAUUUGGUGAUAAAUACACACGCUCUUAUGCUAAUUUGGUGUGUUACAUAUCCAUAGAACAUUUGAUCAAUUAAGGGUUAUUAGUAGUAACCGAGACUCCACAGCAGUGAUCAAAUGGGAUUGUCUUGCUCUGCCACUCCUGUUUAACUGGUCUUUUAAUUAAAGUGUUGAUAUUCACUGGAGAGAAGCGCAGCUGUGAGUGACACGGUCAAGUUCAAUCUGGAACUGGUGGCCUUCCUGGCGUCCAACCUCCAUGUCCCUCUUAAAGACUACGGAGUCCAAGAUUCUUGCUUGUAUUCAGAAUGACCUCUGGGCUCGGUUUGUGACCCUGCCAAACCAGGAUCGAAUAUGGACUCUGUCUCUCAGCAAGAAGGCAGUGCGCAAGCCUGCAGAACAGGCCCCAAAAACUCCGCUGGUGAUGGUCCACGGCUUUGGAGGAGGGGUAGGCCUGUGGAUCAGGAACAUGGACACGCUGAGUCAGUCGCGCCCUCUUUACGCCUUUGACCUCCUGGGCUUCGGCAGGAGCUCCAGGCCUCCCUUCCCCUCAGACGCUGCCAAGGCAGAGGAGCAGUUUGUCGAAUCCAUUGAGCAGUGGAGACAGUCCUUAGGCCUGGAGAACAUGAUUCUGCUGGGACACAGUCUCGGGGGGUACCUGGCUACCUCCUACGCCAUCCAGUACCCUUCUAGAGUGUCUCAUCUCAUCCUGGUGGAUCCGUGGGGUUUCCCUGAGCGACCGCAGACGCAGACCCAGGAGGGUCAAGAUCAGGGGACGGAGGUGGUGAAGCGGCCGCCCCUGCCACGCUGGGUGAAAGCUAUCGCUGCAGUGGUUUCCCUCUUCAACCCACUGGCCGUCAUCAGAGCAGCGGGGCCAUGGGGUCCGGGCUUGGUAAACAGAUUCCGUCCGGAUUUCAAACGGAAAUUCGAAGAUCUGUUUGAGGAUGACACUAUGACGCAGUACAUCUAUCACUGUAACGCACAAACCCCGAGUGGCGAGGUGGGUUUCCGGGCCAUGGCGGAGUCUCUGGGCUGGGCCAAGAGGCCCAUGCUGCAGCGGGUUCACCAGCUGCCCCCCUCCAUGCCCCUCACCAUGCUGUAUGGAGCUCGAUCCUGGGUGGACAGCUCGUCCGGGGACAGCGUGGUCCAGAUUAGGAACCAGACCCUCACCAGAGUCAUCCUGAUUGACGACGCCUCUCACCACGUGUAUGCUGAUCAACCAGAGGAGUUCAACAGAGUGGUGGAAAAGAUAUGCAACUCUGUUAACUGACUGCCAGUAUGCGUGUGUUUGCAAUUUCAUUUUUAAAAAAUUUCAUUUUUUUGCGUCAAAGGACUGAAAGUAUAAAGACAAUUCAUGACGGUUUUAGCACUCCAACAUGUGGAGCAUGCCGGAUGGUUUGGCGUUGGGGCAUAUCAAGACAUCCAGUAGCUCUACAUGAGUUUGAACGUUAUUUGUUUCAGAGACCUGUUCUCCUACGAACAGGUUGACAAUACUAUUGUUGCCAAUUUAUCUUGUCAUUUAUAAGCUAAUAUAUUGUAAGGAAAUGGUUUAUAACAUGAUUGAAUUGGUUUGUUAAUGUGAUCAUAUAGAGUAAUAAUUGUACUUCUUAAGCUAAAUGAUGUUGCCCAUUGUUAUAUUCUUAACACACGCACUACUCUGGAUGCACUGGGUUUGUGUGUGACGGAGCAGCCGCAUGGCUACUGACACACACUUGUUUUUAUGUUCCUGACAUUAAGUACUGUAUCAGAUAUUUUGUCUUUAAUCCCUAUUUUUCUCUUAUAUAUUCCCCAUGGUAUCAAACCACUGUUUGUAUUUUAUACCUUGAACACAAAAAAAGCUUAUUUGACAAACUGCUGCUGUGGAAAUCCACACGCAAAGCAAUGUGGCCCAACCAGUAGAGGUCAGUAACGAGUCCUACCAUUGGUGCGCUUUUACUUCUGCCUGUCAGCAGUGGGAAAUGGCUAGUGGAAGUCCUUCAUUCAAAAUGUUGCGUUUGUAAAAGCAGACAAAUUAUCACCAAAAGUGCCAGUCAUGAAGGCAGAAUUGCCCCAAUCACUGUUAUAUUUGUAACAUAAUUAAAUGUUUCAACCAGCAUUUUAAUGUUGCAGCUGGGAGAGGUCUGUUGUACGUAAUGUAAGUUUGAUCUAAAGCAAUUUAUCCCAUUUUAUUUUGUAUUUUUGUCAGUGUGAUACUACAAACUCAAUAAAAAAUUGUUUUUAAUAAUUAGAAAUGUAAACCUAAAUUUGAUUAUGCAGGGAGGGUGUUAUAGUAGCCUUCUUUUUGGUUCACAAUUUGAUUUUCAAUAAAAGACAAACAAAUGCUUUCCAUCUGAAA
Anarrhichthys ocellatus (wolf-eel) is the source of this 2476-nucleotide messenger RNA. RefSeq names its product abhydrolase domain containing 4, N-acyl phospholipase B (gene abhd4). Gene Ontology annotation, molecular function: lysophosphatidic acid acyltransferase activity; phosphatidylcholine lysophospholipase A1 activity. The record is from RefSeq and is a predicted model, not a curated record. The transcript has 8 exons. The coding region runs from base 401 to 1411 and encodes 336 amino acids. Gene Ontology annotation, biological process: phosphatidic acid biosynthetic process; lipid homeostasis. Gene Ontology annotation, cellular component: lipid droplet; mitochondrion. Lineage: Eukaryota; Metazoa; Chordata; Actinopteri; Perciformes; Anarhichadidae.